AUGAACGACCAAGGCGCCGGUGGCACACAUAGGCAAGCAGACAGCAUGGGCUUUAACGACGAUAUUGCCGCUCUUGUGAUUGACAAUGGCUCUGGCAUGUGCAAGGCCGGGUUCGCGGGAGACGAUGCUCCACGCGCCGUCUUUCCAUCCAUCGUAGGCCGUCCAAGACACCAGGGCGUCAUGGUUGGCAUGGGCCAGAAGGACAGCUACGUCGGUGAUGAGGCUCAGUCUAGGCGCGGUAUUCUAACCCUGAAGUACCCAAUUGAGCACGGCAUUGUGACCAACUGGGAUGACAUGGAGAAGAUCUGGCACCACACUUUCUACAACGAACUGCGUGUUGCCCCUGAGGAACACCCUGUACUGCUGACUGAAGCGCCUCUCAACCCGAAGGCUAACCGUGAGAAGAUGACCCAGAUAAUGUUUGAGACCUUCAACUCCCCGGCCAUGUAUGUGGCUAUCCAGGCUGUGUUGUCACUGUACGCGUCUGGUCGUACCACUGGUAUUGUGCUGGACUCUGGUGACGGUGUCACUCACACUGUGCCCAUCUACGAGGGUUACGCACUGCCACAUGCCAUUCUUCGACUAGAUCUGGCUGGUCGUGACCUGACGGACUACCUGAUGAAGAUUCUGACCGAGCGUGGCUACAGUUUCACUACGACGGCCGAGCGCGAGAUCGUGCGAGACAUAAAGGAGAAGCUGUGCUAUGUGGCGUUGGACUUUGAGCAGGAGAUGAGCAAUGCGGCGUCAAGUUCAUCAUUGGAGAAGAGUUAUGAGUUGCCUGAUGGUCAAGUCAUCACUAUUGGCAACGAGCGUUUCCGCUGUCCCGAAUCUCUGUUCCAGCCGAGUUUCCUCGGCAUGGAGUCAGCUGGUAUCCACGAGACCACAUACAACUCCAUCAUGAAGUGUGACGUGGAUAUUAGGAAGGACCUGUACGCGAACACGGUUCUGUCUGGAGGUUCGACCAUGUACCCUGGCAUCUCUGACCGAAUGCAGAAGGAGAUAUCUGCAUUGGCUCCGAGCACGAUGAAGAUAAAGAUUGUGGCGCCACCGGAGAGGAAGUACUCAGUGUGGAUUGGUGGUUCGAUCCUGGCUUCCCUGUCAACAUUCCAACAGAUGUGGAUUUCCAAGCAAGAGUAUGACGAGUCUGGGCCUGGGAUCGUCCACCGAAAGUGCUUCUAAAUGUAAAUUAAAUAGAACUUUUACAAACCUUUUUCUUCUUCCUUUAAGCUUAGAUAUUAGGCCGAGUAGGAUUACGGGAAACCCUCCACUGACAUUCAUCUGACACAAUGUGAAUUCACUGGGUUUGCUGCUAUCCGAAAAAUUUGACAGACAUAAAAAUCGACUACUACUACUACUACUACUACUACUACUACUACUACUACUACUACUACUACUACUACUACUACUACUACUACUACUACUACUACUACUACUACUACUACUACUACUACUACUACUACUACUACUACUACUACUACUACUACUACUACUAG
Messenger RNA from Spirometra erinaceieuropaei, 1493 nucleotides. The record is from the annotation of a GenBank genome assembly. Lineage: Eukaryota; Metazoa; Platyhelminthes; Cestoda; Diphyllobothriidea; Diphyllobothriidae.